AUGUUUACCCUCAAAGACUUCUACAAACAAUUUACAAAGGACAUUCAUCUUUGGAAGAAAUAUUAUGAUUUAUCAUCACCUGAGGAGCAACCGCUACCCAAGCCUUACGAUAACAUAGAAGAAAUGCUAUACUUAAUUGUAUUGAAAUGUCUACGACCAGACAAAGUUGCGCCCGCGGUGAGGACAUUCAUUACGCGCAACAUGGACCAAUCAUUUGUGGAGCCACCACUCUUCGAUUUGAAUGCCUCAUUUGCUGACAGUUCGCCAAGAAUCCCAUUGGUCUUUCUGCUAUCGCCUGGCUCGGAUCCAAUGGCCAAUCUAUUCAUGUACGCCAAACAGCGUAACAUGUAUGACAAAACAAAAACAAUUUCAUUGGGUCAAGGUCAAGGUCCACGCGCCGAGAAAAUGAUUUUGGAAGCAAAUCGUUACGGCCAUUGGGUUGUUUUGCAAAAUUGUCACGUCGCUGUCAGUUGGAUGGGCGAAUUAGAGCGCAUUUGCAAUGAUACGACGUUGGCAGAGUCAGCACAUCCGGACUAUAGGUUAUGGUGCACUUCGUAUCCCAGCAACGUAUUUCCCGUUUCGGUGCUGCAGAAUUCGGUGAAGAUGACAAAUGAGCCGCCAAAAGGUCUUAAGGCGAACAUGUUUAGGUCGUUUAAUUCGGAUCCAUUGGUACGCGAUAAAUUCUUUACGAAUGCCUUCCUCUAUUCCGAUAUGGCAAAUAAGUGUUGGCUGCGCGGUGUCUUCGCUUUGGUAAUUUCGCUGAUGCAGCUGAAGAUGUUCAUAGCACAAAGCAAGAGUAUACCAUUUCGUGGACAUGUCUAUCUUACCGGUGAAUGCAACUAUGGUGGGCGCGUUACGGAUGACAAGGAUCGCCGCUUAAUCCUUUCACUGCUCAACAUGAUAUAUAAUCCAACCACAAUCGAAAUGGACAACUAUCCCUUAUCACAAUCGGGCACCUAUCGUGUACCACUAAAUCCAACGCGUCUCAAUGCCAUCGAAUACAUUUCGACAUUUGCACUUAGUCCACAUCCGGAAGUGUUCGGCUUACAUGAAAAUGCCGACAUUAAUCGCAACAACAAGGAGACGAGUAGCUUGAUUGGCGGUGUUUUACUCACUCAAACGGAUUUAAUGGCUUCUGUGAAGGCAAGUGGCACAGCGGGUGGCGCUGUUGUUGACCCAGCAUUUGCCAUAUGUAAAGACAUUCUUUCACGCCUACCAAAGGCUUUCAGUCUUGCCGAGGUGGGUCAAAAGUAUCCGGUGGUGUAUACGAAUUCCAUGAAUACCGUAUUGAGACAAGAGCUGAUAAGAUUCAAUCGCUUACUAGAUUAUAUACGCAAAAGUCUGAUCAACGUACAAAAAGCCAUACAAGGUCAAAUAGCUAUGAUACCCGAAUUGGAGCGUACACAUUCGUCAAUGGUGAUUGGUAAGCUACCGGCGGAUUGGCUAAAGAAAAGCUACCCAUCGCUGAAGCCGCUUGGCAGUUAUGUUACGGAUUUUCUGGCACGUUUGGAAUUCUUCCAGCAUUGGAUAGAUGACGGGGAACCGAAUGUCUAUUGGCUAUCUGGAUUUUAUUUCACACAGUCCUUCAUAACUGGCGUACUGCAAAACUAUUCGCGAAAGAAUACGCUCCAAAUCGAUAUGGUUGAAAUCAAAUUUGAAGUAACCGAAUAUGAAAUGGAAGUGCCUAGUAAGCCAAGCUUUGGCGCAUACAUACGGGAACAGCAGUCCAUCAAUGAUGAGACAAAAUUUUUUCAUGGCCUCUUCCUGGAAGGCGCGCGCUAUAAUCGUGAAACACAAGAACUAGAUGAAUCCUACUCAAAGAUAUUAUUCGAUACAUUGCCAGUUAUAUUUUUCCGUCCAACACUAAAAGAGACUGCGCAAGCGGCGAAGGAGGAUUCCAAAGUGCGCGUCAUCUACGAUUGUCCAGUUUACAAGACCAGCGAAAGGCGUGGCGUUCUCUCGACAACCGGUCACUCCACCAAUUUCGUGAUGUAUAUGCAACUCAAUUGCAGUCGCACACAAAUGCAUUGGAUAAAUCGCGGCACGGCAUCUCUGUGCCAACUUGAUGAUUGAAAUUGAUUUUGCAUUCAGAUGUAUU
This is a messenger RNA of Rhagoletis pomonella (apple maggot), 2098 nucleotides long. RefSeq names its product dynein heavy chain 3, axonemal-like. The record is from RefSeq and is a predicted model, not a curated record. Gene Ontology annotation, cellular component: dynein complex. Gene Ontology annotation, biological process: microtubule-based movement. Gene Ontology annotation, molecular function: minus-end-directed microtubule motor activity; dynein light intermediate chain binding; dynein intermediate chain binding. Lineage: Eukaryota; Metazoa; Arthropoda; Insecta; Diptera; Tephritidae.